UGUAAACACAGCGUAUGCAGAUUGUUAGACAUAGGCCACGUCAAAGGAAAGUAGGUUCUGCAGUUUGGCCAUUUUAAAACGAUUAUUUCGGAUUUUCUGCAGCCAGCUAGGCUCCUAUGCCUAACGCAGCCCAGAUGUGGCAGGCAGCUUACUGACCCCACGUCUUUGUCGACUCCCAAUCGGACGUUUGCAUGACGACACAGCCAGAGGAUCCGAGGAAAGGACAGCCCCCGGAGUACAACACUACCGUGCCAGUGCCAGUGCCAAUGCUGGCCCAACACCAACAACUUCCAAGACGGCGCCGACGCUGACCCGAGCCUUGAAGUUGAGAGAGAUUUGCGAUUUGUCUGCAAUGUUACGUCUCUAGACCUGCGACUUACCUUGUUUCUCGGCAUAUUCGGCAGCAGGAUGCAAACAGCAGACGGCAUGCAUCGUGAAAAAGAAGGCGGCGGCCUUGACCGGGAUGACGGCGAUGGCGACGGCGAGCGCGAUUGGGAUCCAAAGGUCGGAGACCGGCUCCUCAGCUCCCGCAGCCGCGGCAGCCGCGCGAGGUCGGCUGCGGGCCGCUCUCGCCGAUGGGAUUUCCUGUUGGCCAUCCUUGGCGUGAAUGUUGUCGUGGGAUUGCUGCUCAUGACCGUCGCGCCAAACUUUCUGGCUGUCUCGCACUGGCAGCUGCCCUGGUUUGCGCCAGCCGCCACCAACUCGGACGGAGACCAGUACCUGGUCGGCGUGGGUAAGGCCGAUAUCACGGGGCCCGUGGUCGAGGUCAACCUGAUGGGCUACGCCGACCCCAAGCAACUCGGCACCGGCCUACGCCAACGCCUGUUCUCCCGCGCCUUCAUCGUCGGCGACGUCGACCGUCCCGACGACCGCUUCGUCUACCUGGUGCUGGACACGCAGUCUGGCGACACGGCCGUCAGGUACGCCAUCCUGAACGCUCUCCGCGGCCUCGGGCCCGCCUACGCGGCCUACGGCCACCAAAACCUGGCCGUUACCGGCACCCACUCCCACGCUGGGCCCGCCGGCUGGCUCAACUACCUACUACCCCAGAUCACCAGCAAAGGUUUCGACCGCCAGAGCUUCCAGGCCAUCGUGGACGGUGCCGUCCUGUCCAUCCGCCGCGCACACGAGAGCCUGCAGCCGGGAUAUCUGAGCCUCGGCACCACAAAGGUGCACGGCGCCAACAUCAACCGCAGCCUGUUUGCCUACCUCGCCAACCCGCACGAGGAGCGCGCUAGAUACAAUGCCAGCGCAGACGACGACGGGUCAGUCGAGAAGGACCUGACGCUACUUAAGUUCAAGCGCGCCUCGGACCGCAAGAAUAUCGGCGUGCUGACGUGGUUCCCCACACACGGCACCUCGAUGCUGGGCAACAACACCCUCAUAGCCGGGGACAACAAGGGCGUCGCGGCGUACCUGUUUGAACAGAGUAUGCGCGGCGAUGACGGCGCGGCAGAGGGCUUUGUGGCGGGCUUUUCGCAGGCAAAUGUCGGUGACACCAGCCCUAAUGUUCUAGGGGCCUGGUGCGAGGACGGCUCGGGCGACAUGUGCACUUUCGAGAACAGCACGUGCAGCGAUGGCAAGUCGCAGGCCUGCCACGCCCGGGGCCCCCUUUUCAGGGUGCCCGACAACGGGGCGAGUUCGUGCUUUGAGAUUGGCAAGCGCCAGUUCGAGCCCGCCCGGGAUCUCUACCACGCGCUCGAGAGCGACCCCAACCCCGUGCGCGGGUCGUCGGUCAAGUCCUUUCACACCUUUCACAACAUGUCGGGCUUUUCCUUUAUUCUCCCUAAUGGGUCGGUAGCGCGGACAUGCCCGGCAGCCCUGGGUUACUCGUUCGCGGCGGGCACGUCGGACGGCCCCGGAGCGUUUGACUUUACGCAGCACGACGGCAACGAAGACACGACGUCGCCAAUGUGGCGCGUGGUCUCGCGCCUCCUCAACGAGCCCACGGACGAGCAGCGCGCCUGCCACAGCCCCAAGCCCAUUCUUUUAGAUGUCGGCGAGAUGUACAGCCCGUACCAGUGGACGCCCAACGUCGUCGAUGUGCAAGUGCUCCGCGUCGGCCAGCUGGUCAUCAUUGUCAGCCCGGGCGAGGCCACGACCAUGGCGGGCCGGCGCUGGAAAGAAGCCGUCGAGAGCGCCUCGGCUGCCUUGUUCGAGCAAGAAACUGGCGGCAGGUUGCCGUCAGUAGCGCCCGUGGCCGUCCUCGGCGGGCCGGCCAACAGCUACACGCACUACAUCACGACCGAGGAGGAAUACACCAUCCAGCGCUACGAGGGCGCGUCGACCCUGUACGGCCCGCACACGCUUGCCGCCUACAUCAACGUGACGCUGUCGUUCCUGCCCUACCUCGGCAGCAGCGGCAGCCAAUGCACGGCACCGCCACCCACUAGCCACCAAGACGGCAGCGUCUUCCCGCCCGACAACUCGAACCGAUCCCUUUCAUUCAUCCCUGGUGUGGUGCGCGACGGCACGCCGCUGUUCAAGUCGUUUGGCGACGUGCUCGCCGACGUGGAUAGUGUGUACCGCCUUGGCCAAGGCGCGCGCGUGCGGGCCACGUUCGUGGGCGCCAAUCCACGCAACAACCUCCAUCUCGAGGGCACGUACGCCGCGGUCGAGCGGCUGUCCCCCCCGAACGGCGAGUGGUGCCAGGUGCGCGACGACGCUGACUGGGCGCUGGUUUUCCACUGGCGCCGCACAAGCGAAGUGCUCGGGUCCAGCGAGGUCGACCUCGUCUGGGAGCCGGACGCGGGCCCGCACGUGCCCGACCCGGGCGUCUACCGCCUCAGAUACUAUGGCGACGCCAAGAGCCUCGGCGGGACCCUUACGCCGUUUGAGGGCGCCAGCAAGGCUUUUACCUUGUUUUGGUGAUAAGGAUGGGGGGACGGUAAGGUAUGGAUCGGACUCUGAUGGAAUUGGAUGGCAUACGAACGGCAGAGUUGCAUUUCUGGGGGGCAUGGCUAUAUACACGGAUGGUUGCUCGGAUAUCAUUAGUUGGGUCGAGUGAGAUUACGGCAGGCGUUGCUGGGUAGGUUGCGGAUGGAUGGCUUGUAAGAGAGCGUUGGUUUUGGAUUUUCUGUCUCUUGGGUUCAAGCGAUUGCUUUUGUAGUACUAAGUUGUGCAAGAUUGUAUUCUGGGUAUUUGUAUUUCUCAUUCGCGGGUCUGUUUGUUGCUUUUCCCGGCUGUGUUAUAGCAAGGUGAAUUACUGUAUUUGCAGGUAGUAAAGAUGUUGACAGUUGGUUUCCUUUCACAAGCUAUUUCAGGGGUGAGACAAUGGGUUGGAGUACGGAGUAUAUCUCUAGAUACGAAAUAUCUAACCGAGGUAAUCGAUACUAUUGGUCUGAA
This is a messenger RNA of Lasiosphaeria miniovina, 3345 nucleotides long. RefSeq names its product Neutral/alkaline nonlysosomal ceramidase. The transcript has a single exon. The coding region runs from base 409 to 2871 and encodes 820 amino acids. Gene Ontology annotation, cellular component: extracellular region. NCBI's taxonomy places the organism in Eukaryota, Fungi, Ascomycota, Sordariomycetes, Sordariales, Lasiosphaeriaceae. Gene Ontology annotation, biological process: ceramide catabolic process; long-chain fatty acid biosynthetic process; sphingosine biosynthetic process. Gene Ontology annotation, molecular function: N-acylsphingosine amidohydrolase activity. The record is from RefSeq and is a predicted model, not a curated record.